GUUGGGUUUCUCUUGUGUAUGGCCGAUAUUAGUCGCCCUGCUUUGAUUAUUAUUUUUCCCUCAAUACGGCCGUAAAGUUGUUUUAAUAUACUAUAUAUCUCUUUGUUUACUACCUCAACUGGGUUUCUUCAAAAAUUCCUGAUUUUGGGAUUGGUGCUAGUCCAAGUCCACUCGAUUGGAAGUUUCUGGGUUUUGAUUUGAGUUGCCGAUUUGAUUUCAAAGUUUGUUCCUUUUCGGCUUUGAGAAUACUCUGGACAGCUCUAAGCAGAAGUGUGAUUAGACCAUAUCCGAUUAGGAUCAGUUUGGCUUUGUUGUUUGGUUGUAAGAGAACUGUUUCAAGUCUCAAUCUUUGUCAAUCCUCUGGAGCCCUUCUUUGCUCUGUGUCUGCUUCUCCUGGGGCAUGAACAAAGCAACGUUCGCAGGAGCUAUAGAAUCUAGUUUCUCAUUGACUGAUGCUCUAACUAUGCAGAGGAACGGAGGCAUCAAUAAUCCGCGUAUCCCAACAUCACCAAUGUCCUUCUCGAAUAAUAACAUUAACGUUCCAGGCUCCUUGGUUCUUGAUGGGUCUGCUUCAAUGCAGCAAGGAGGACAAGGUUCAGUUCCAAUGAGGGAAAGCCCAAGUUAUUCCCACGUGGACAAGAAGCCCAAGCUAGAGGUUAAGCAAGAGGACAUGCUGCAGCAGCAGGUUUUACAGCAGUACAUCCAGCGUCAGGACCCGGGGGGAAGGAACCCGCAGCUGCAAGCUUUGCUUCACCAGCAGAGGAUGAGGCAACAGCAGCAGAUUCUUCAAUCCAUGUCACCCUCUCAGAGACUCCAACUCCAGCAACAGCAGCAGUUGUUGAGACAGCAGCAAGGCGCUCAGCAGAUCCCUCCUAGCGUACGUCCUUUUGAACCUGGCGUCUGUGCAAGGAAACUGAUGAUGUACUUGUAUCAUCUACAGCAACGACCUGCUGAGAAUUGCAUUACUUAUUGGAGAAAAUUCGUGGCUGAGUACUUCUCACCUCGUGCAAAGCAAAGGUUGUGCUUGUCACAGUACGAAAGUGCUGGCCACCAUGCGCUUGGCAUGGUUUCACAGGCAGCUCCGGAUAUGUGGCAGUGUGAUCUUUGUGGCACCAAGUCUGGAAAAGGAUUUGAGGCAACGUUCGAUGUGCUUGCAAGACUAAAUGAAAUCAAAUUUGCUAGUGGCAUCAUUGAUGAAUUCUUAUAUCUGGACCUUCCACGAGAAAACAGAUUUUCCAAUGGACUGAUGAUGUUAGAAUAUAGAAAAGCAGUUCAGGAAACUGUACAUGAGCAGUUUCGUGUUAUCCGUGAGGGCCAUCUUCGCAUCAUAUUCUCUCAAGAUUUGAAGAUACUUUCUUGGGAGUUCUGUGCUCGGCGUCAUGAAGAGCUUCUCCUCCGCAGACUUAUUGCUCCACAGGUGAACCAGUUGCUUCAGGUUGCACUGAAAUGCCAGAGCACAAUCUCGGAGAGUGGGUCAGAGGGAGUUUCUAAGCAGGAUUUACAGUCAAACAGUAACAUGGUCUUGGGAGCAGGACGGCAGCUGGCAAAGUUCAUGGAAUUACAGUCUCUGAAUGAUCUUGGCUAUCCAAAAAGAUAUAUCAGAACUCUACAGAUAUCUGAAGUUGUCAAGAGCAUGAAGGAUCUGAUGAACUUCACUGGCGAGCAAAAAAUCGGCCCUAUUGAGGGGUUGAAACGGCUUUUUGAACAGACAGCGGCAGUAAAGCUCCAGAGACGGAAAGAGAUGGAGCAGUUAGGUAAUAGUGGAGCUAUAAUGAAUGCGUCAUCUCAAGCUCAGAUGGCAUUGACACAAGGAACGAUGAACGGCCUAACUGGGAACAACAAUCACCCUCAAAUUGUCGGUCGUGGAGCUAUGAAUGGCUCAGCUCAAGCCGCAGCAGCUCUGACCAACUACCAGAGCAUGCUCAUGAGGCAAAAUGCUAUGAACAACCCAAACUCAAAACAAGAGGGGUUCUCUAGUCAGAGCCAGAGUCCAUCUUCCUCGUCUCAUCAGAGGCAGAACUUUGCCAAAGGUGGGUUUUCCAGCUCUCCCCAGAUGCAACAGCAACAGCAGCAGCAGCGCACCAUGAAUGGCGCUCCCAACACGCUUCAACAGAAUCCUUCUCAUCGUUUGCUGCAACCACCACAUUCACAUGGUAACAAUCAGGAGCAGCAGAUGCUUCACCAGAUGUUGCAGCAGAUGUCUGAAAACGGAGCAAAUGUGCAACAGCAACGAGCCUUUUCAGGUCAAAGUGGUGGCAAUAGUAAUGCAGAGAGGAACCCAACUGCCUCUACUUCAAACAUCUCAGGAGGAGGAGGCCGUGUUCCAAGCCGCAACAACAGUUUCAAAUCAGCUUCAAACAGCAACCUUCAUUUAACAGAAGAUAUACCACCUAUUACAGAACUACCUCAUGAUUUCUCAGCAGACGACUUCUUCAACAACAGCGAUAUUUAUGGCAGCUUGUAAGAUCUCAACUCAAACAGAAGCAUUGUUACUUUGACAUAACAUAAUGAAGGAGGGUUUGGGCUUUAAUUUGGGUCUUUGUAUAGAAACCAAAGAAAUAUUGAGAGAAACUGUUAUUUGUUGUAACCUAUAUAAGGCACUUUAGCAUCUUUUUCCCACCUUUUUAAGUGAUAGUAUGAUGAGAUCUUAGGUUAUGAUCUCUGCAAACAUUUUUCAAGUGA
Brassica oleracea var. oleracea is the source of this 2682-nucleotide messenger RNA. RefSeq names its product probable transcriptional regulator SLK1. NCBI's taxonomy places the organism in Eukaryota, Viridiplantae, Streptophyta, Magnoliopsida, Brassicales, Brassicaceae. The record is from RefSeq and is a predicted model, not a curated record. Gene Ontology annotation, biological process: positive regulation of transcription by RNA polymerase II; negative regulation of transcription by RNA polymerase II. Gene Ontology annotation, cellular component: transcription regulator complex; nucleus. The coding region runs from base 401 to 2464 and encodes 687 amino acids. The transcript is spliced from 10 exons.